Molecule: messenger RNA, 1005 nt
Organism: Rotaria sp. Silwood1
Lineage: Eukaryota; Metazoa; Rotifera; Eurotatoria; Philodinida; Philodinidae
Source: the annotation of a GenBank genome assembly
AUGGCAAGCACGGUUAACAAUGAUGCAUCACCAACUGUCUAUCGUCCUAUCGAAAGACAUGAAUACCAGCAAGCAUUCGACUUGUGGUAUACUGUGUUCAAAACCGCACCACCAGGAUUUUUCGAACGUUAUUUAGCUUCAGAAGCAUCACCACGAUACCAGAUAAAUGAUACAUUAGGUGCAUGGCAUGACGGUAAGCUAGUCAGUGCCGUGCAUAUUCGGCGGCUCAUAUUUCGAUUGAAAGAUGAUAAUCAAGAGUAUCUGUGUGCUGCCAUUUCAAAUGUAGCAACUUUACCGGAGUACCGGAUGCGAGGUUACUCACGGAAUCUUCUUCGUCUCGCUCUACAUAAGAUGGAAAACGGUGCUGAGUUCGACAUGUCAUGUUUAGACACUCCACGGCAUAAUCACUACUCUGUCCUCGGAUGGGAACAAGUAACUGUUCCUUGUCCAGUCAAUAUACACUGGGAAGACUUGAAUCAUGACAGUCACAAUAUUGAAUGGUGGCCAGCAUCUGAUGUGCUACUAUCAGAUGGUCAACUACUAUUGAAAAUAUACUCCAACAAUCCACGUGCAUAUCAGUUCGAUCGUGCACCAUUGGCUAUGUUUCAGCACUGGACUGGCUUUUAUUGGCGUAACGAUGAAGCCAUUAUAUGUGUACUAGAUGAUGAUGAACAAGGCUAUGUGGUGAUUAAAAAACCGAACCAUCAGGCUGAUGUGUGCAUAUCUGAAUGGCGAGCAGCGAACAUCGACGUCGAGAAGAAAUUAUUAAAAUUGGCAGCUAUCGAGAUUCGACGACGACAUCCACAGACAAAAGUAAUACGCUUACAGGGUGUUCCACAAUAUAUAAGUUUGGACGGAUUGAGAGAUUGGGCUGGUGCGGUAGAUGUCGAGAGAAAUCCAAACACAAUGUUUCGUAACCUUCGACUUCCAGAAGAAACUUUUCAAGAUGUCAAGGCUGCUUUCUAUUCUGGAAAAGCCAUUUGGUGGUUGGGUGACUACUUCUAA